This is a messenger RNA of Sceloporus undulatus (fence lizard), 2157 nucleotides long. RefSeq names its product intestinal-type alkaline phosphatase-like. The transcript has 7 exons. Gene Ontology annotation, biological process: dephosphorylation. The record is from RefSeq and is a predicted model, not a curated record. Gene Ontology annotation, cellular component: plasma membrane. Gene Ontology annotation, molecular function: alkaline phosphatase activity. The coding region runs from base 12 to 1208 and encodes 398 amino acids. Lineage: Eukaryota; Metazoa; Chordata; Lepidosauria; Squamata; Phrynosomatidae.
CUCUGGAUAAAAUGCAGGGUGACUUCAUUCCACCACUGAUGUGGAAGCCAUUGAGUACACUGAUUUUGUAUAUCCAUGUGUUUUUUAUACCCCAUACAGGCAAAUCUGUGGGGAUUGUGACCACUACCCGGGUUCAGCAUGCCACCCCAGGGGCCUCCUAUGCUCACUCCGUCAGCCGGGAUUGGUAUGGGGAUGCCGACAUGCCCAGGGACGCUCUCCGCGAAGGCUGCAAGGACAUUGCUUACCAACUGGUGAACAACACCGACAUCAAUGUGAUUCUUGGAGGAGGCCGGAUGUACAUGACGCCAUGGCAGACGCCUGACCCGGAGUAUCCAAAUGAUCCCAAACAGAACGGAACCAGGAAAGACGGAUUCAACCUCAUCGAGAAGUGGCUGAGCAGCAAAGAGGGAGCUCACUAUGUUUGGAACAAAACAGCCCUGGAUGCUGUGGAUGAAAACACAACAGAGUACCUCAUGGGACUCUUUGAGCCAAAGGACAUGACGUAUGAGCUGAACCGUGACAACGCAACAGACCCCUCCAUCGUGGAGAUGACUGAGAAGGCCAUCCAAAUACUACGCAGGAACCCCAGGGGCUUCUUCCUCUUUGUGGAAGGAGGCAGGAUUGACCAUGGGCACCACAAUGGGAAAGCCAAGCAAGCCCUGAUGGAGGCCGUGAUGAUGGACCGCGCAGUGGAACGGGCUGGCGAGUUGACCGAUGCCUCCGAGACUCUCACUGUGGUCACAGCUGACCACUCACAUGUUUUCACCUUUGGAGGCAGCACACCACGUGGCAACAACAUCUUUGGCCUGGCACCCAAAAGGGCGACAGACAAACGCUCGUACACUAGCAUUCUCUAUGGGAACGGACCUGGUUACACCCUCAAGAAUGGAAGCCGUCCAGAUGUGAGCUCUGUGGCCUUUGAUGACAAGGACUACCAACAGCAGGCGGCUGUCCCUCUCAGCUCGGAGACCCAUGGCGGAGAAGAUGUUGCCAUCAUGGCUCAGGGCCCCAUGGCCCAUCUCUUCCAUGGCAUUCGGGAACAGAACUACAUCGCCCACGUCCUGGCAUAUGCCGGCUGCAUCGAGCCCUACCAUCAGCAGCCGGAGUGUCCAGCACCUGAAAACAGAUCUGGCAGUCCGGGCCUCUCACGACACCCUCUCCUCUUUCCUGUUGCUCUUUGGCUGGGACUUUUCUUCCUGCAACUGUGAUGGUGAAGAAGACUAGCCGGCUGAAAUAUUUUUCUUCUAAGUGCCUUCUCUGGACAUCACCUGGAAGGGUCUCCUUGUCUACUCCAAACCAAUGGCACCUGGGGACUGCCAUGUCAGUGGCAAGUGGUGAAUAUGCUCUGGAUUUUAGGCCAAACUUUAAAUGAGUUACCUAGGGUACCGUAUUCCACCAAACAGGUUCACAGAAUCAUAGAGCUGGAAGGGAGUGCAAGGAGCAUUUAGUCAAACACUCUGCCAUGCAGGAAAAUACAAUGACAGCAUUCCUGAGAGGUCACAGAAUUAUAGAGUCAAAGAGAUCUGAAGGGUGAUCCAACCCCCUGCCAUGCAAGAAGACACAGUCAAAGCACUCCCAACUUAUGCUCAUCCAACUUUGGUUUAAAGACCUCAGAAGAAAGAGAGUCUGCUCCCACCUGCCACUGAGGCAGUUUGUUCCAUUGUUGAACAGUUCUUACCAUUAGGAAGUUGUUUCUACUGCUAAGAUGGAAUCUUUUCAGCACCUUAGACAUAUGGAGCAGAUUCACUGUCACCCUCUGACAGAGUAGCCACCAGCUUCUAUGGCCCUGGACAUUCCUGAAGGGAUAAAGGAAUGUGCAUUUAUAUACACACACACACACCACACACGUAUGCAUGUAGAGUGAGGUUUCUUUCAUAUAACUGUAUGUACAUGUAUGAUUGUUCUCUUCCAUUGUGCUCUACAAGGUCAGCUUUCCUGGGAUAAAUAAAUAAUGACACCACUUUUAGGACAGGGAUGCAAACUUUUGAUUGAGAAGAUUCUGACUGCUACAAGCUUGGAAUAUACAUAGACACACACACAUAUACAUACAGUUGGCCCUCCACAUUUGACUUGUGUGACUUUGAUUAUUGGUGGAUUUGAUUAAUAUAUUCCCUCUAGGAAUCUCUAGGCCCUCCAGCGUGACUCUGCCAUCAGUUG